Molecule: messenger RNA, 3624 nt
Organism: Bactrocera dorsalis (oriental fruit fly)
Lineage: Eukaryota; Metazoa; Arthropoda; Insecta; Diptera; Tephritidae
Exons: 7
Coding region: 401-3214 (937 amino acids)
Source: RefSeq, a predicted model, not a curated record
CGAGUCGCAAAACAUUCUGUCAAAGUUGUUGCUGUUUUCGACUUCUAUGCAUAGGAAAAUUUUUUCGUUUCUCGCAAUAAAAGAAUACUACACAAAAACAAAGAAAAUGUUGUAAAGUUAAAACCAGUACGAAACAACUAAACUUUCAUCGAUUGUGGCUAAGUGGUAAUGAAUAAAUCGAAAAAGUUAAAUACGCAGCAACGGCCACAGAAAAACCACGGCGUAGAGACUUUAAACAGACGGUGUAAACAGAAAUAGCAAAAAAAAAAGAACGAAUAUAGCAGAAGUAGUUUUCUAUAAGGAAUUGUGCGUCCAUUGCCAAGUUGUGUGAAGGACAAUUUUUUAUCUGAUUUACUAACACAACACAACAUUAGCUUAGCUAACGUACUCAACGGUGGCGAUGGAAAAUUUGCAAGGGCGUAACACCAGCGGUAGUAAUGGUACUCUAUUCAAAAAUAAUUCUGACACAGAAAACUUAAGUGGUGGUCGCUGUAACAAAUCGGCGCAUGUAGGCGCUGGCUUUGUGGCAACCAAGCCUUUUACAGCGGUGCAGGACGAAUGCAAUUGUCUCGGUGGUGGCGGUGUUAGCGGUAGCAGCACCAGCUGGUUGUCUUGCGGACAACAACAUAUAAACAAUAACAACAAUAAUAAUUCAACGGAUGUGCAAAGCAAGUGCAAUGUCGGCAUAACAACAACGACAGCGAUGACGGCCACAGUGAAUAUUGCAACCGUAACGUUGGCAAAUGUGACAACAGAUGCGUCAUGUACCGGCAUCGGCCAAAUAACUGCUGGUGGUGGUGGUGGUGGGGGCGAAGUUGACAGUUGUGAAAGCAAAACAGUUGGGGUUGCACGCACGGGUUUUGGCAUGUCCGAUAGCAUGAGCUUGGCAGGUGCCGUUGAAAAAAUUAACGGCGGUACAGAGUUAAAGCUAAAUGGCGGGGCUGGCAUCACGAUAGACACACCUACAUCACCACAGGAUGCAAUGGCAGCCGCAGCCGCUACGCCCAGCGAUUUCCAUGCUUGCAGUUUUGAUGUAUUUUCAGCCGCUGCAGCUGCAGCUGGCGCAGUAUCGCGCAGCGCUUCGCUUAACAACUCCACCGAAAAUCUGAGCUACGCGAGUGAUAAUUACUAUGGUGAUGAUUUAUUGCUGUUAGAAGGCGAUGAUGAUGUAGACGAUGUGGAUGUUGAUGCCGAAGAGAUUUCCCUCAACUCGGAUGAUUGUGUUUACGCAUAUCGCGGAGAUGGCGCCGAUUUUGAUCUCGCACUGGAUACUAUUUCUGGACGUGGGCAUGGUACUGGAAAUACCUGCAUGGCGGAUGACGAAACGGACUUUUUAGAAAUGGAUUUUGAACCGGAUCCUUUAUCAGAAGUGGAAUAUGGCUCUGUAGAGACGGCACCUGGGCACGCCGACGCUUUUCUAAUGCAACGUGAUGCCUGCCAUUUGAGUGGACGCCAUUCAGCGACGCUGGGACACUACGGUAAUGGCGCUGCUGCUGCGCAAAGACUUCUUUUCAGUUCGCCAAUCGAUGAUAGUUUGCCACCGCCACCCGCUAAAACGCUGCAAUCCCAACUAAUGAUCAGCAAGAACUUUGCCCGAAUCACCAUGCAUUUAGAUCAGAUCAAGGGCGAGAAUGGCGACAGCGAUGCCUACGAGCAUGUGCAAAGUGAUCGCGCCUCUGCGUUGGGCAUGACCGAUGAUACAGUGGAUGCGGUGCCAACCAACAAAGUGCUUAAUGCCGCCCACUCGCUGCCCAAUGCGCUACUCUCGAAUUUCGGACGUGAUCUACUGCACGUCAAGGAGGAGGGCAAGUCCAGUCCAUCGAAAGUGACAGGCGCCAAACCGAAGCGAUUCUCUACGUUUUCUACAUCCUCGUCCACAUCUUCCAAAAAUUCAUCGAAGUCGCGCAAUUCGCUGCGCUCAACAUAUGCGUUGACCACGCUUUGUAAUAGCACAAGCUUUGACGAGCGGAGUGCCAGCUGUGCCGAAUUUCGCUGCUCCGCGCCCAAGGUCGGCAUGAGCACUGAAAACUGCAUGCGCGCCGAAGCCCAUCUAGUCAGUAACACAGCCACGACAGCGACGUCCAACGACUGCGACGAUCUGAGCGUGAACGACGACACGUGUCUGGAUUGUUUGGAAAAGGAAUUUCUCGCAAACACCAUCGGCAAGGCCAUCGACACGAAUGAUUGCACACGCUGUCGCAAGCGCAGCAGCAGCAGCAUCGCGCUUUUUAAGCGCGCUACGCACGGCUCGUCGGCGGGCACAGCGCGCUGUCGCAGCGGCUCGCCAUUGGUACUGCGUGACGCGCACGACGAGUGCAUGCUCGGCACAGCGAUCGGCGAUUACUUGCAGCCGAGGUGUGUGGACUGGGCUAGCUCGGCCUUUCGUGAUAUACGCAUGAUGAAGGACGACAGGUGGCUGGGCGACAGUGUUAGUUGUGAUGAUAGCGGACCGUGCGCUGGCGAUCCGAAGUUAAAAAUUAAGCCGCGCGUGCGUACUCGUGUGCGUGCGCGCACCUGCGACGCUGAGGUGUUGCAGCAAUGCAAAAGUGAGGAGGACGCGUCGGCGCAGCAAAGACGCGCGGCUGCGGGCGAUAGCGGCUUCGACAACGAGCUUCUGUUGAAAAACUUACUACUGACUGAAAAGGAAACUGUUACAGUUGCCACUUUAAAUUUAAGCGAGGAGUUGCUAGUGCAGGCACUGGAUAAACUUCAUGUACCAUAUAAUUUGGAAAUUAUCAAAUCGCAUCUUUUUUACGUCUCGAAUACUGCUACAACGACUACAACAACAAAAACAACAACGCAAAUGUCCACAAUGCUUGGCAAACAACAAAGCUUGAAGGAAUUCAAGGACCUAAAGCAUCUGCUGUUGCACGAAUCGAAGAAACAUGGCAACCAUCCAAAACUGAAGCGUCUGAUUGAGCUGGCCACGCGGCAGCAGGUGGAGGUGGAGUUUCAGCAGGACACGAAGGACAACGAAACCGCAUUUGUGCCGCUCAAAGUCGCCGACAUACUGCAGCAGUGGGUGCGCACGAAGAAUCUCAGCGUGCUGCAGCACUUAGACAAGCGUUUUGUCGAGGCGAACGUUUUGGGUAAAAUCGCCAAUAUUAUACGCCAGGCGCAGCAGCGUUGUACACCGCGACGCCCACUGCCCGAACACAUACUGAUACCACAGUAUUAUCCUGCCGGUGUGCUAAGGCUUACAAGAAAAACUUAAAUUUUUUUUGCUACAAUAAGGAACUGCGAUUUGUAUGGCUGUUUUACAUAAAUUUAAUUUGAAAUACAAAACCAACAAAAACUUAUAUGAAUUAUUAUGCGCGCUGCCGUAGGCCAAAAUAAUCAUACAUAAUCACACGCAAACACACACUGCGCUUGAACGAAUGCAAUAUUAUUACUUAAAACCUAAAACAAAAACAAAAAAAUUUACAGCAUAUAUACAAGUACAUAUAGUAUAUAUACAUAUAUGUAUAUAUAUGCCAACUGCUAUCGACUUCUCGGUGAAAACCGUAGCAAAGUAAAUCCAAGCAGACUUAGAAUUACCAAUACAUAUUACAAUGACAUAAAGCAACUUAUACGCAUAAACCGUUUAACUGUUUGUAUGUAAAUAUAGCAAAUAUGAUAAUGCAA